This is a messenger RNA of Callithrix jacchus (white-tufted-ear marmoset), 611 nucleotides long. NCBI's taxonomy places the organism in Eukaryota, Metazoa, Chordata, Mammalia, Primates, Cebidae. The record is from RefSeq and is a predicted model, not a curated record.
AUGGCCUCUUUAGGUGCAUGUCAUGCCUCUCUGCAGUCUCCGCAGGUGAAGGGAGGCUCCUGCCUCUUGGCAGCCUCUGCAGGCCCAGCUCCUGCCUCCCAGUGGCCUCUGCAGGCCCAACUCAUUCCUCACAGCGGCCUUCCAGGCCCAGUUCUUGGAAGCCUUUUGGCGGCCCAUCCAGGCUCAGCUCAUGCCUCUCGUGGCCUCUCCAGGCACAGGUGCUGCCUCUUGUCUUCCUCUCCCGGCCCAGCUCUUCCUCCCAGCUGCACCUAUAGGCCCACUUCCUGCCUCGCCUCACAACAACCUCUGUGGACUCAGUCAGCUCCCACCCAGUUCGUGGUGGAAUUUGUAGGCCUGAAAAGCCCAGCGCCUGCCCUCCCAGAGGCCUCUCUGGGUGCAAAACUUUCUGACGUGGGCCCCCAGAGGCCUCUCUGGGUGCAAAACUUUCUGACGUGGGCCCCUCCAGGGCCAGCUCCUGCCUCGCAGUGGCCUCCUUCAGCCCAGCUCUUGCCUCCCAUCCGGCCUCUCCAGGCUCGGCCUCUGCCUCCCUCAUGACAGCUUCCCAGGCCCAGCUCUGCUUCCUCGCUGGGUCUACAGACUCAACUCCUGCU